Hydractinia symbiolongicarpus is the source of this 797-nucleotide messenger RNA. RefSeq names its product ATP synthase subunit a-like. Lineage: Eukaryota; Metazoa; Cnidaria; Hydrozoa; Anthoathecata; Hydractiniidae. Gene Ontology annotation, biological process: proton motive force-driven ATP synthesis. Gene Ontology annotation, molecular function: proton transmembrane transporter activity. The transcript has a single exon. The record is from RefSeq and is a predicted model, not a curated record.
CUUCCUUGAAUUAUGGUUUUCCUUGUCUCUAUAGCUUUACUAUGAGCUAUUAUAACUAUGGUAUUUUUCCUCUAUCAACCCCGUUCAGUUUCUUCUGCUAAAGGCUUCUCUGAUCGAACUGUUUACUUAAAUUGAAAAUGAUAGCAAACCUUUUUUCAGUAUUUGAUCCGACUUCCUCUUUUUUAUCCAACUGAUUAAGAAUACUAAUCCCACUUUUGUUUAUAGUAAUAUCUUUCUGAUUGAUUCCUUCGCGACCUCAAUUUUUGGCUAAGAGAGUUUUAAUGGGAUUAAAUCGGGAGAUGUCCCUCCUUAUAGGCCCAGCAAGAUUUGGUGCCAAUAUCCUAGUUAUUGCCCUUUUCUUAUUUAUUUUAUUUAAUAAUUUUAUUGGUUUAUUCCCUUAUAUUUUUACCGCUACUAGACAUUUAGCAGUUACCUUAAGACUGGCAGUUCCUCUGUGAAUCUCUUUUAUUCUAUAUACUUGGAUUAAGGAGACAACGAAUGCUUUAGCCCAUCUUGUACCUUUAGGAACACCGGCACCUUUAAUACCUUUCAUGGUAUUAAUUGAAAUCAUUAGAAAUAUGAUUCGGCCUAUUACACUCUCUGUCCGUCUUGCGGCUAAUAUAAUUGCCGGCCAUCUCCUAUUGACUCUUUUAGGGGCUCAAGGUACCCUGGAAAAUUUAUAUGUUACUUCAAUUGUAGUAUUUUCACAGAUUAUCCUAUUAAUGUUGGAAUUCUCUGUAGCUAUUAUUCAAUCUUAUGUUUUUAUGACUCUAAUGACUCUCUAUGCAAGAGAAUAA